This is a messenger RNA of Neogale vison (American mink), 3620 nucleotides long. RefSeq names its product neuregulin 3 (gene NRG3). The transcript is spliced from 10 exons. The record is from RefSeq and is a predicted model, not a curated record. Bases 1 to 2178 code for a protein of 725 amino acids. Lineage: Eukaryota; Metazoa; Chordata; Mammalia; Carnivora; Mustelidae. Gene Ontology annotation, biological process: animal organ development; nervous system development; intracellular signal transduction. Gene Ontology annotation, molecular function: chemorepellent activity.
AUGAGUGAAGGUGCGGCCGCUGCCUCGCCACCUGGAGCCGCUUCGGCAGCCGCCGCCUCGGCCGAGGAGGGCACCGCGGCGGCUGCGGCGGCGGCAGCGGCGGGCGGGGGCCCGGACGGCGGCGGCGAAGGGGCGGCCGAGCCCCCCCGGGAGUUACGCUGUAGCGACUGCAUCGUGUGGAACCGGCAGCAGACGUGGCUGUGCGUGGUGCCUCUGUUCAUCGGCUUCAUCGGCCUGGGGCUCAGCCUCAUGCUCCUCAAAUGGAUCGUGGUGGGCUCCGUCAAGGAAUACGUGCCCACCGACCUGGUGGACUCCAAGGGGAUGGGCCAGGACCCCUUCUUCCUCUCCAAGCCCAGCUCCUUCCCCAAGGCCAUGGAGACCACCACCACCACUACUUCUACUGCGUCCCCCGCCACCCCCUCCGCCGGCGGUGCCGCCUCUUCCAGGACGCCCAACCGGAUUAGCACCCGCCUGACGACCAUCACGCGGGCGCCCACUCGCUUUCCCGGGCAUCGGGUGCCUAUCCGGGCCAGCCCGCGCUCCACCACCGCACGGAACACUGCGGCCCCCCCGACGGUCCUGUCCACCACAGCCCCCUUCUUCAGUAGCAGCACGCCGGGCUCCCGACCCCCGGUGCCAGGAACCCCCAGUACCCAGGCAAUGCCAUCCUGGCCCACUGCGGCAUACGCUACCUCCUCCUACCUUCAUGAUUCUACUCCGUCCUGGACCCUGUCUCCCUUUCAGGAUGCUGCCACCACCUCUUCCUCCUCUUCGUCUUCCUCCUCCUCUACCACCACGACGCCAGAAACUACCACCAGCCCCAAAUUUCAUACAACGACGUAUUCCACGGAGCGGUCUGAGCACUUCAAACCCUGCCGAGACAAGGACCUCGCAUACUGUCUCAAUGAUGGCGAGUGCUUUGUGAUCGAGACCCUGACGGGAUCCCAUAAACACUGUCGGUGCAAAGAAGGCUACCAAGGAGUCCGUUGUGAUCAAUUUCUGCCGAAAACUGAUUCCAUCUUAUCGGAUCCAACAGACCACUUGGGGAUUGAAUUCAUGGAGAGUGAAGAAGUUUAUCAAAGGCAGGUGCUGUCAAUUUCAUGUAUCAUCUUUGGAAUUGUCAUCGUGGGCAUGUUCUGUGCAGCAUUCUACUUCAAAAGCAAGAAACAAGCUAAACAAAUUCAAGAGCAGCUGAAAGAACCACAAAGUGGUAAAAACUAUAGCCUCAAAGCAUCCAGCACAAUGGCAAAGUCAGAGAACUUGGCGAAAAAUCAUGUCCAGCUGCAAAGUUAUUCAAAGGCGGAAAGGCAUCCUGUGACUGCAUUGGAGAAAAUGAUGGAGUCAAGUUUUGCCAGCCCUCAGUCAUUCCCAGAGGUCCCUUCUCCUGACAGAGGAAGCCAGUCUGUCAAACACCACAGGUACAGCAGGAAUCUCUCCUCUUGCUGCAGCCCAGGGCAAAGGAGUGGUAUGCUCCAUAGGAAUGCCUUCAGGAGAACACCCCCCUCACCCAGAAGUAGGCUGGGCGGCAUCGUGGGACCAGCAUAUCAGCAACUUGAGGAAUCAAGAAUCCCAGACCAGGAUACGAUACCUUGUCAAGGGAUAGAGGUCAGGAAGACUAUACCCCACCUGCCUAUACAGCUGUGGUGUGUUGAAAGAUCCCUGGACUUCAAGUAUUCCUCCAGUGGUUUAAAAACCCAACAAAAUGCAUCCAUAAAUAUGCAACUGCCUUCAAGAGAGACAAAUUCCUAUUUUAAUAGCUUGGAUCAAAAGGACCUGAUGGGAUAUUCAUCCGCGCGGGCCAGUUCCGUGCCCAUCAUCCCUUCAGUGGGUCUAGAAGAAACCUGCAUGCAAAUGCCAGGGAUUUCUGAAGUCAAAAGCAUCAAAUGGUACAAAAACUCCUACUCUGCUGACAUUGUCAAUGUGAGUAUUCCAGUCAGCGAUUGUCUUAUAGCAGAACAACAAGAAGUGAAAAUAUUGCUAGAAACUGUCCAGGAGCAGAUCCGAAUUCUGAGCGACGCCAGGCGGUCAGAGGACUACGAACUGGCCAGUGUAGAAACCGAGGACAGUGCAAGUGAAAACACAGCCUUUCUCCCCCUGAGUCCCACGGCCAAAUCAGAACGAGAGGCACAGUUUGUCUUAAGAAAUGAAAUACAAAGAGACUCCGCGUUAACCAAGUGACUGGAGAUGGAGGAAUCCGUGUGUUCUAUGCUUUGCUCAACAGGAAAAGAGAGGAAAUUAAAUACAAAUUAUUUAUAUGCAUUAAUUUAAGAGCAUCUACUUAGAAGAAACCAAAUAGUCUAUCGCCCUCAUAUCAUACUGUUUUUUAACAAAAUAUUUUUUUAAAGGGAAAGAAAUGUUUCAGGAGGGAUAAAGCUUACAACUAAAGCUUUGGGUAGAAUUGUGAAUACAAUUUUAGUUUGUCCCAACACCGGGGCCUCCUUUGGCUCUUAGUAGAUGUGGGUGAUUCAGACCCUCAGCCCCACCGCACCAGUGUCCUCAUAAAAAAGCACUGGCAGUUACCCGGUUUCAAAGAGACAAGCUGUAUCCUGAGGGUGGACGUGCCAAUGAGCAGGUGGCCCUUGCAUUUGGCUUGCAGGUCCCAACCCCUAAAUUUCUCUUCACGCGACAGCCUCCUCACAGGUUAUGUCAUGUCAACCAAUGUAGUGUUUUCUAUUUCAUUUUUGAAGAAUGGCACAAAGACUCUGGAAGAGGGAGGGCAGGAGAUAGAAGACGUAAUCUGGGGCAAUCUUAGCUACUCUUCAUGUGCCGCUCCCUCUGAAAUUUGAAGGCACAGAAUCUCAGAGGGAGGUGUGAAGGAAAUUAUUAUAGAAAAAGAGAUGAGAAAAUUCACAAUGUCGUGUUACUAAAAUCAUGCGAUUAGAAGUGUUUUUCUUUGAGAUUGUGUAGGGGCUCCAAAGGAGCAUUUCUCAGUGUGUGUGCGUGUGUGCCUGUGUGUGUAUGUGUGUGUGUGCGCAUGCGUGCGCACACCCGUGUGUGGGUAUGGGUUUGCUCACCCGAGCACAGGUAUGCUGUAUGCACAUGUGUUCAUUGUGUGUAUGUGUGUGCAUGUGUGUGCAUAUUAAGCUUGCUAAAAUUUGUUCUGAAACAUCAGGGAAUUUAUUAUUCAGAAAAAAAAUUUCCCUCUCAGAUCUGUUCACUUUAAAUUUAUCCAUUAAGUAUCAAGUUCAGUUAGUAAGUUCUUAAAUCAAGGUCACUUGCAUGGCGGGAUCCUAUAAAACUCUUGACAACGUCAAGAUCAUUUUCUGGUGUGAAUACUUUUGAGAGGAACAACUAUUGGCUCAUUAAUGAUAUCAGUACCACAAGGCGAGUUGAGGAUGUGGGUUUAUUUUGAAUUAUGCAUACUUAAAUGAUUUACACAAGACAAUUAUCAAAUUGACAGUUGCCCUUUGCUUUCUCGUCAUCCUCAUUACUAUUUAUUUUGUAGCAAGUCUACUAUUUGUGGACCAAGACAUUGGCUUCUGUGGUUAAUAUGGAAAGAAUAAAUUGUUGAAAUCACAAAGCCCAGACUUUUCAGUUCACAGGAAGCCCCCCAAAGAACAGUAAAUUGUGUUGUAUGUUCAUUUGGAAUAAAGCAAUAUUUUUACCACUGCUAAGGUGAA